Daldinia childiae is the source of this 768-nucleotide messenger RNA. RefSeq names its product putative rnase iii domain-containing protein. The coding region runs from base 1 to 768 and encodes 255 amino acids. NCBI's taxonomy places the organism in Eukaryota, Fungi, Ascomycota, Sordariomycetes, Xylariales, Hypoxylaceae. Gene Ontology annotation, molecular function: ribonuclease III activity; structural constituent of ribosome. The transcript has 3 exons. Gene Ontology annotation, cellular component: mitochondrial large ribosomal subunit. Gene Ontology annotation, biological process: mitochondrial translation; RNA processing. The record is from RefSeq and is a predicted model, not a curated record.
AUGGCCUCUACCACCUCCCGAUCUACUACGAGACUUGCUCGUCAAGCUAUCCGAACUUGCUCGAACAAGUCCAUAGCUCCUUCCUACCGCCUCGCCGCAUCCUUCUCGACCUCAACAGCCCGCUUAACACAAGAUGUAGAGCAACGCCCACGAUGGUCCUAUACGCCGGAACGGAUGAAGGCCCCCUUCUCGCCUCAUAUCACAAAAGAUCCUUCUAGAUCGCAAUGGACAGUUAAUAAGAGCCCAGAGAAGCUGGAUGAUGCCUUAAAGAGAUUCCUAGGUCCCGAAGGAGAGCGCAUGCUACCCGACGAGCUUAAGUGGUUAGCUGUAACCCACAAGAGUUUUGACCAAGGACGAAGAGGUUUCAACGAUCGCCUAGCGUUUCUAGGUCGCCAAAUAUGUGUAUUCGAGUGCACACAAUCUAUUAUCAACUCCCCUUCUAGUUAUAAAGGGACCGAGAACGAUCCUUUUGCGGACCGACGAGAACCAUUUGAAGAUCCCGCUCUUCGUGGAGUUGACAACCUUUUCGAAACACAACCAAGCGACGUGUUCGACCUAAAAAAGCUAGCCAGGUUAGCUAUAGACACCGGAUUAACAGAAGUGGUGAGGUGGAAACCUCGAAUGCCGGAAAACAUUAAAGGAUCCGGAUUCGACCCGAUUAUGGCCGGUGCCGUAUAUGCUAUUGUUGGUGCCAUCGCGCUACAACGGGGAGGCAAGAUAGCUAGCCAGAUCGUGAGAAAGCGGAUAAUGAACAAGCUCCGGCCAUAA